GAUCGCAAACAGCGCACUCGACGGCGCGAGGGACAUCUCGCGGAGCUCGUUCACCCUGCCGACUUCGCGCGAGCGUCAGAGAAAGCGGAUCCCCGAGGCGCGCGAGAGAGAUAGAGCGAAAGAGAGAGAGAGCGCAGACGCUGGUAGACGCGUUAUAGUUUCGCAGAGAACAUACAUAGGCGGUUCUGUGGAGGUCCUCAACAACUGCUGCGAUGAAUCGUUGCGCAGCCGCCUUUCUUUUGUUGGUGAUUGCCUUGCACUCGCUGAACACAGAAGCAUACAAGUGUAGAUGCACACGGAAAGGGCCAAAGAUACGAUAUAAGGACGUGCAAAAGCUUGAGAUUAAGCCCAAACAUCCAUUCUGCCAGGAAAAGAUGAUAUUUGUCACCAUGGAGAAUGUGUCCCGUUUCAAAGGGCAGGAAUACUGCCUGCACCCUAGACUGCAGAGUACUAAGAAUCUGGUGAAGUGGUUCAGGAUCUGGAAAGACAAGCACAGGGUGUACGAGGCCUAAAGCGCCACAUGGUGAGUCAGUGCAGAGGCUGAGGCUCCUGUGGAAUGUACAGUACUACCAGCGGAACUGUCACUCAGCAGAGGACCAGUUUUCAGAGAAUAACGAGGCAAAGUUUAUCAAGCACAAGAGACCUUUUCUUCAGGAACAAUGUCUAGAGAGACGUCUGUACAAAAAAUGUCAUUAGCUAUAUUUCAGACAUAAUUAUCAUCCAAAACAAACACUAUUUAUGCCAAGUGUCAAACUUGCAAAUAAGACAGCAUAGGAAAAUGCAUAGAUAAUCUCUGUGAAAUAAAAUUUAAUGCAAAAAAGUGAUCACUACCUUUUCAGGUAUAAGAUGUUAUCAAGUUAUCUAUUCACAGCCUGACUCGUUAUCAAACUACCUGAGAAAUGCUUUUGUAUAGUAUAGUGUGCCAUCUACAUGGUUCAAACAACAAAAUAACUGAUUGAAAAGGAGUCCCCUUUCCCAGUUUUCUUUCCUAUGUGAAUACAGAUCAUAAUAUUAUACAUUAUAUACAUAUUAGAUUAAUCUGGUGAAAUACAGCACACACAAAUACAGGAAAACACUGACAUGACUUGUAAAAAUAAUCCUCUUGUGAGGGUUUACUCUGUGCCAUGCCACCAGCUGGUAAAAUGAGUCAAUGGGCAAUUUCCCAUCACUUUCACUGGUUUGCCAGGAGCAUGUCCAGCUAGACAUAUUUACUAACCUUCUCAGUUAUCUAGCUGAAUGUUAGAAUUGCAUCAAUCUACACCAGUCUUGUUCUUGCUCUCUUGAUGAGCAUGUGUAUAUCUGACAUUCUGCGCAGGUAUGUACACUUCCGUGCAUUUUAAAAUACCAUAUGGUUUAUUUAGUGUCCGGGGCAACGUGUGUUGAUGGCACGCAAAUGAUUCCUAAAAAGUGUGCUCUGGUUCUGAGCUAUGAGAGUUGAGGCCUACAGGCAGUCAGCAUGUUUGCCUUGAAACUUUAUAUUAAACAAUAUCCCUUCCACCACCACAUGUGGCCCUCUUCUAUGAGGUAAUAUUUUUUUAUCAUUGUUCUGGUAUUUUUGCCACUAAAUGGAAUAUUUUAUUUUUUUCUGCCAUGUAAAUCAGAUGCAUAAGCAUACAAGUAAGUAUCUUGUAAAUACAACAUUUGACCUAGGUGGCUUCAUUUAGAAUUUCAUAGUGAAGUUAUGUAUUGUAUUACAAAUGUUUCACUAUUUAAAUAUUGAAUAACAGUAAUGUUGGAGUCUUUGUGUUUGGAUUUACCCACCAAACAUUGUACCAGCACAGCAAUAAAAAUAUUUAAGUGAC
This is a messenger RNA of Electrophorus electricus (electric eel), 1802 nucleotides long. RefSeq names its product chemokine (C-X-C motif) ligand 14 (gene cxcl14). Gene Ontology annotation, biological process: immune response. Gene Ontology annotation, molecular function: chemokine activity. The record is from RefSeq and is a predicted model, not a curated record. NCBI's taxonomy places the organism in Eukaryota, Metazoa, Chordata, Actinopteri, Gymnotiformes, Gymnotidae. Gene Ontology annotation, cellular component: extracellular region.